AUGAGUACCCGCCUCCGCUCGCUAAGGGUGCUGGUGCCGGUGAGCGCGCUGUCUGCUGCAUAUCUUGCACCCGCGCGAGCACAGCAGCAGCCCGAGCCCAAUGAGACAACUCUCUCGACAAGGCUUGCAACGCAACUCGAAGAGUGGCUCGUGCCUUCCGACGGAGCGGAGAGCAUGGGACACAUGAUCAAGGAUUUACGGGACGCGGUUAGUGAGGACAUCCAAUUAUCGGCGGACGAGGGGAAGCGUCUGCCGCUGAACUUUCUCAUGGUCAAAGCCAUGCACGACCGCCAGCUCCUGGCCCGGAGAUCGCGGACGGCGAAAACGUCCGCACGGAACAGGCCCCGGGUGGAUCUUAGCCCCCGAGACCGAAGGACGCUGCGAAGAAGCGCCCACUACGUGCGUUUCGCGGCGGCCUCUUACGACGGCGUGGUGGACACCGUCAAAGAAAUCUUGGCUGAGGGGGAUACUCUGCCACCCCCCGACCUGUUUGCCAAAAGCAAUGACGACCUCCGAAAGUGGUGCAUAAGCAAGCGCACGGGCGUAGACCCAAGCGACGUGAAGGAGCUAACCACCAGCGACUCGUUGGAGACGCGAACGUACUUCGUUGCCGUGGACCACGCCUCCCGCUCCGUGGUGGUCAGCAUCCGCGGCACGUACAGCUUCACAGACACUAUGGUGGAUCUUCUGUGCAACACGGUCGACUUUGCAGGGGGCAAGGCCCACCAAGGAAUCUCGCGUAGCGCCGUGAGGGUUUGGACGGCUGUAAAGGGGGAGGUGGAAAAGCAGCUCAGGGAACACGACGACUACAAGUUGGUGCUGACAGGGCACAGUCUCGGAGCGGGCACGGCGAUCUUGUUGAAGAUUCUUCUGGAGCGAAACGCGACGGAGGCUUUCAAGAGAAGCUUCAGACUCGCGAAAGACAAGACGGCGGCGAACGCGGCAAGGCUCGACGUCGGCCGCCCGGUGCGCGUGGAGUGCUACGCCUUCGCGCCGCCGCCGGUGUUCUCGGUGCGUGGGGCAACGUGGAUGCGGGACGUGUACUCCUUCGUCAACGGGGCUGAUUGCGUUCCAACCAUGAGCCUGGGGUCGUUGUACAGCUUGUGCCGAACGAUCCAGCACGUCGACAAGCUCCCGCUGGACGUCUACAAGCGGGCUGAGUUCGUGCUGGACUCUCGGGUGCGCGUUCAGCAGAGCGAGCAAGGGAUCGGGGCGGCAGGGAACGAGGAUUACAGACGCAAAAUCGCAAGCGAUAUCCUGGGACUGCGCGCGCACCCUUCCCUCGCGUUCCUCGCUGGCGACGCUUACGACACCGCCGACGAUGAGUACGAUGAUGAUGAUGACGAAGAGGAAGAAGGAAACAUGCUCGCUGAGGAGGUCAUCGGCGGCGAAGAAGAGGGGGACCAAGCGACGGAAGAGAACGAAGACAGCACCAGCAUCAGCAGCUACCUCAGCGCCAUCAGGGCGCAAGUCGUUCGGAGCACGAUCUCCAAGUUUGGGGAGGAGUGGGCGAGGUUCACGCAGGACGUGGGGGAGGCCACCGAGAGCCUGCUCGCCGCCGUAAACACGGCGGGAUCCUCGGCGGAAAGCCUCUACAAGGACGUCAGCCGCGUCACGGACGGCGUACGCAGCAUGUCGUCCGACGAGGUCGUCCUGACUCUCUUGCUCCUCAACAAGCUAGCGACGGGGGGUGGACCCUCCCCGGAUGAGAUGCUCCCCAUGGUCGAGAGAUGCGAACGGGAAGGGGUUAGGCCGCGAGGGGGCAAGCGCCGUUCCUCCGACACGAUGACGGUCGGAGAUCUGAUCAUCCCGGGCGUCGUGUUCUUGUUGGAAGGGUGGGAUGGGGAAAGCGGGUCUUCGGCCGGAAAGGGCGGCUUGGUGACGGUGCGGAAGACGAACUCGGAAGAGCUGGGAGGCAUCCGCCUCAACAGCAACAUGAUGACCGACCACACCAUGGGUGCCUACGAACCCGCAAUUCUCGGAGCGGCGCUGAAAUACGGGAAACGAAAGCGCCAAGCGGACAGGAAGAGUCAUUGAUAUAUGGAGAAUGCGCGAUGCGGAGAGUUCCCUCGGAUAGUACACGUGUACUGGCAUCGAGCGUCAGAGGUCCUCCGUAAGAAUGUAGAUGUUCCGGUUCUGUUGAAUACCAGUUGUUUGUUAAAAAAAAAAAACGUGUUUCAUGCUUUGGCCGGGCAGUGACGUGAAGCUAACUUGUAGCCAAAGUGGAUAGCUGUGUCCAUCUACACCCGGCGUGAACGAUUUGUGACGAUUUUUUCCGGGAAAAAAGUCUAGGAUACACGCCUGAAAGACGGUAGCAGCUGACUUGUAGCAAACCAGUGGAUAUAUGUAGUGGGGAGGAGAAAUAUUGUAAGAAAUGUGUGUAUGAGAUGCAUCUUGUGGUUGAGCUUGGGGUGGUAACAUUUUGGUGCUAUGACAUGUUGUAGGUGGCUGUCGACACGAGGUGUGGCAUAAAGAGGUUAGGUUGUUUUGAAGUCAUGUUUGGUCUACAGAUAAUGAACUCCUGUAAGUGUACACAGCAUUUGGUAUCAUGUACUGCUGUUUAGAAAUUCUGAUCAUUAUCGGAAACACGGAUAGCAUUUAAUUUGAGCGCGUUGUCACUUGCUGUGUGGCACCAUUAAUUUCACUGCGGAGUGAACUGGGAAUACGUUCGUAAUACCAGGCAAGUCCAAUUGCAUUCUA
This is a messenger RNA of Ectocarpus sp. CCAP 1310/34, 2700 nucleotides long. The record is from the annotation of a GenBank genome assembly. Lineage: Eukaryota; Phaeophyceae; Ectocarpales; Ectocarpaceae.